This is a messenger RNA of Zymoseptoria tritici IPO323, 2791 nucleotides long. RefSeq lists its product as uncharacterized. The record is from RefSeq and is a predicted model, not a curated record. Gene Ontology annotation, cellular component: cytoplasm. Gene Ontology annotation, biological process: L-histidine biosynthetic process. The transcript has a single exon. NCBI's taxonomy places the organism in Eukaryota, Fungi, Ascomycota, Dothideomycetes, Mycosphaerellales, Mycosphaerellaceae. Bases 14 to 2677 code for a protein of 887 amino acids. Gene Ontology annotation, molecular function: phosphoribosyl-ATP diphosphatase activity; phosphoribosyl-AMP cyclohydrolase activity; NAD binding.
CACAACAUCCACCAUGGCUACCCCAGAGCGCGCACCGCCAUAUUUGGCCGCCGUCGACCUGGCUGUAUACACUGGCCUUGCACAGAUCGAAAAUGCAAAGGAAGUGGCCUACGCUGGCGGCCUCGCGACAACUGUCACUCCCGCGAACAUCGAAACCGCAUUCCAACUGCUAAAGGACACCGUCGGCCGAUAUGCCGUCCACUUGGAGGUGUCCGGUCUGGACUCACAGCAGGAUGUCAUCGAUCUUCUGGACGCCGGCGCCGCCAAAGUCUUCGUAGCUGGCCAGCAGGCUGCUACUCUGAAGAACGUCCCGAACCUCGAUCUCAAUCGCAUUGUUUACCAUCCGACCGCCUCUUCCGGCGACGAGGCCAACGCUUUGGAAGGAACAAGCUUCGGACUCUUCCUCCAGAAUGUUGGCAGCGUGCAUGCAGUCAGCCUCAUUUUGAAAGAGCUUGGAAAGGACCGGCCGCCGGUCUACGUUUCAAAGGCAGACAUGUCCGAGCAAGACGCAUUGGAGCUGUGCCAGCAAGAUGCCAUCCCAAUCAUACCUGCUCAGCAACUUACAGUGGAUGCGGAGGCGUCUGAAGGCGACAUUCGCAUUGCUCCUUUGCUGUUGGCACGUGCGAAGAGCGACCGACCGGAUGGACUCUUCACAACAUUGGUCACGGACGAGCGAGGCAUUGCUUUGGGACUGGUCUACAGCAAUGAGGAGAGUGUUGCAGAGAGUUUGCGAUCAGGAAGAGGAGUAUACCACAGCAGGAAGAGAGGAUUGUGGAGAAAGGGCGACACGAGUGGAGACUGGCAAGAGCUUGUGCGAGUCGAGGCUGACUGUGACGAGGACUGCUUGAGCUUCGUCGUACGGCAGCAAGGUGUUGGAUUCUGCCAUUUGCAGACCGCGACAUGUUUUGGAUCAUACCGAGGAUUGUCGAAAUUGCAAAAGACACUGCAAAGUCGGAAGAGGUCAGCACCGGAGGGAUCAUACACGGCACGUCUCUUCAACGACCCGAAGAUGGUCCAUGCGAAGAUCAUGGAAGAGGCGGCAGAGCUCUGCGAGGCACAGUCGAAGGAGGAUAUCGCGGCGGAGGCUGCUGAUGUGCUGUACUUCACCCUCACGAAGGCAAUUGCAGCCGGCGUCACAUUGGAGGACAUCGAGCGAAAUCUGGAUGCCAAGAGCGUCAAGGUGAAGAGACGGAAGGGCGAUGCGAAGGGACCAUACGCUGAGAAGUUCGGCGUGAAUGGCACCACCAAUGGCACAACCAACGGCACAACCAAGGAGAUGGUCAAGGAGGCACAAUCGACACCAAAAUCCAAAGACGAUCCUGCUGGACUGAGCAAAGACGGCCGUAUCGAGAUGCGCAAAUACUUCGCCAGCCAGGAGUCACCAGAGACAAUUGCUUCAGUGCUGCAACGACCUUCGCAGCGUUCAACCGACAAGAUCAUGGGCAUCGUACAGCCUAUAAUCAAGGACGUCCGCGAGCGAGGCGACAAGGCAUUACUGGAGUAUACGCACAAGUUUGAAAAGGCCACCUCUCUCACAUCACCCGUCCUCAAAGCACCAUUCCGAGCAGAGUUGAUGCAGCUUACUCCAGAAACGAAGGAGGCCAUUGACAUCUCGUAUGAGAACAUUCGCAAAUUUCACGCCGCGCAAAAGGAAGAGAAGCCGCUUUCCGUGGAGACCAUGCCUGGCAUUGUGUGCUCCCGCUUCGUCCGUCCCAUCGAACGUGUAGGCUGCUACGUUCCCGGCGGUACCGCCGUCCUUCCCUCAACUGCAAUGAUGCUGGGCGUCCCUGCCAUGGUUGCCGGCUGCCACAAGAUUGUUCUCGCAUCACCACCUCGAUCAGACGGCUCCAUCACUCCUGAGAUUGUCUACAUUGCUCACAAGAUUGGCGCCGAAAGCAUCGUCCUCGCCGGUGGUGCUCAAGCCGUGGCUGCCUUGGCCUACGGCACAGAAAACGUCACCAAGGUUGACAAGAUCCUUGGACCCGGCAAUCAGUUUGUGACUGCCGCAAAGAUGAUCGUCUCCAAUGACACAUCCGCCAACGUCAGCAUCGAUAUGCCCGCAGGUCCCUCCGAAGUGAUGGUCAUUGCAGACAGCACCUCCGUUCCCUCCUUCGUCGCAUCCGAUCUUCUUUCGCAGGCCGAACACGGCGUUGACUCUCAAGUUAUCCUCAUUGCCGUCGGUCUCUCUGAAUCUCAUCUCCAAGCCAUCGACGACGAAAUCCAUAACCAGGCGAUGGCUCUUCCUCGUGUCGACAUUGUCCGCGGCGCCAUCUCCCACAGCUCUACCCUCGUUGUGCCCACCAUCGAAGAGGCCAUGCGUCUAUCGAACGACUACGCGCCUGAGCAUCUAAUCUUGCAGGUCGACUCGCCUGCCACGGUACGUGACAAAUUUGUCUUCAACGCUGGCUCAGUGUUCUGUGGGCCGUGGACGCCAGAGAGUGUAGGCGACUACUCUGCCGGUGUCAACCACAGUCUACCGACAUACGGCUACGCGAAGCAGUACUCCGGUGUGAACUUGUCGAGCUACGUCAAGCACAUUACGUCCUCCGAGUUGACGGAGCAGGGAUUGAAGAAUGUUGGGACCGCGGUCAUGAGGUUAGCGAGCGUUGAGGAGUUGCACGCUCACGAGCGGGCGGUCAGGAUUCGGCUGGAUUGGUUGGAGCAGCAAGGGAGGUGAUGUCGGAGUCGAUGUAAGGGAGUGACAGAACUUGCAAUCGAGGGAGGAUGAUGUUGAUGUGUUGUCUAAUUGACUUAGCAUUCAUGUACACGUUAUCCGUAUACAUUCAGACCU